This is a messenger RNA of Glossina fuscipes, 1035 nucleotides long. RefSeq lists its product as uncharacterized. The record is from RefSeq and is a predicted model, not a curated record. The transcript is spliced from 3 exons. Bases 49 to 594 code for a protein of 181 amino acids. Lineage: Eukaryota; Metazoa; Arthropoda; Insecta; Diptera; Glossinidae.
UAAACAACAAAAAUAACAUUCCAUCCAUUUUCUUUAUUACGUAAUAAUAUGAAAUUGAGACAAAUAAUUUCUUUAUGUUCAUUACCUACGAUAUACGUUAUUUACAUUCUUCUGCUUGAGUAUGUGGAUAAAGGUUUAGCACAAAAUCCUGAUCCCUUAUUCGAGUUACCCGUGCAAUUAAUCGGCUUCCCGGUUAUUGUCCUAUCGGUUCGUCUAUCGCAAUUUGCCAAAAAGCUCGCGUUUUCAUUGAGUCCAAGCACCUAUCGUUCGCGUAAUAAACGAGAUACCGCCAUGUUGGCCUAUAACGCUGAUAUAGCGCAAAAGGAAAUUUUACGUGAAUUUGGGCCUAGGGCUUGUGUCUUGGUGGAACCUUGUCGGGUACAUGCCUCUCGUCCGGGCCAUUACAGUAACACCCGACCCAAUUGGCCACAAGUGUUCAGUAACUACAAAGUGCAAUCAACCGGAACGAAACAAUGGUAUUUAUUGUCUGUAUUCAUUGGCGAUGCUGUGCGUGAUGUUCCCCUAUGUCGUUUACUGGCCAAAAGGAUGCCAUGUCCAAAUGUUGGACCAUUGCCGCCACCGCAACCCCGUUAAACGCUCAACACAAUGCAACAGGAAAGUCUCUCUGCAAUGUGUAUCUACCUCAAGUUUUCUUCAUUACACAAUUUCAUCUUUGCGUAAUACCCGGUGUUGUAAUGAACGUUUUUAUUCCUUUGUUUUCGUUUUUGUCUUUCUUUUCUCUUUCCUUCUUUCUUUGAUAUUUAUUUUUUUCCGUUUCAUUCUCAUUUUUAUUUUUAAAUUUCCAUGCAGUAAACCGUUUAAAGAGGGAAACAAAGGCAAAAGAUAGGCAACCAGGCAGACAUUUAAGCGUAUUAAUCCCACUACCGCUAACUAGAAUGCUGAGUCAUAACAUAAUGAUGACAUGGUUGGGGGGAAAAGCUACAAAAAAAAAAAAAAAAAAAAAAAAAAAAAAUGCUUUUAAUUUUUUUAGACGAUAAGAGCACUGAUGACAGUGUGACUGUACCAUGAAUUGAA